GUUUCACCCGAUACCGCCAUAUUUUUUUCCAGCUUGCGGUGCGCGUUGUGAUCGUUUGUAUUCGUCUCAAUUUCGGAAGAAAACCGGUCAAAAUUAGUCGACAUUUUCAAUAUUUUUGACGCUGACGGUUCGUAAACAAACAGAGAUGCCGGGCACAGAGGAAGAAGUGAUCCGGAUUGGAAAACAAUUGGAAAAGAUGGUUUCAAAAAAUGCUAGCGACCUAGGUAAUGCCUUUGAUUUGCUGAAAUCGUUGAAAGAACUUCCAAUGACGCUAGAAGUGCUUCAGAAAACUCGAAUUGGUAUGUCAGUGAAUUCGCUAAGAAAACAGAGUAGUAACGAAGAAGUCAUUAGUCUAGCUAAAUCUCUUAUUAAAAGUUGGAAAAAAUUAUUACCAGCACCAUCCAGCAGCAAAAGUAGCAACAAAGACAAUCAAGAUUCAUCUCGAGAUUCACCAACAGAUUUAUCACAAGACGGGAAUUCAAUAAAUAGUAAUAACGACAACAGUAGCAGUUCACAAUCCAAAUCAUCUAGUAAGUUUCAGGUACCCAAGACAAAUGAUGCAGUUAGAGAAAAAUGCAGAGAAAUGUUAACAAAUGCUCUCAAGACACCGUUGGGUGAUAUAGAAAGUGUGGGUACUGAGGAAUUGGGUGAGCCGGAGGAGAUUGCUGCCACUAUUGAAGAUUGUAUAUUUACUGAGUUCACUAACACUGAAGCGAAAUACAAAACCAGAGUACGUAGUCGAGUAGCUAAUCUCAAGGAUGUGCGCAAUCCAAUAUUACGUCAGCAAGUUUUAUGUGGUAGUAUCCCUCCUGAGAAAAUUGCUAAUAUGACUGCUGAGGAAAUGGCAAGUGACAGACUGAAAGAGUUACGACGUGAACUAACAAAAGAAGCUAUAAGAGAGGCACAGAUGUCCACCACAGGUGGAACAAAGACAAGCCUUCUUAAAUGUGGCAAGUGUAAAAAACGAAAUUGUACAUAUAACCAGGUUCAAACUCGAAGUGCUGAUGAACCGAUGACGACAUUUGUGUUUUGUAAUGAAUGUGGAAACAGAUGGAAGUUUUGUUGAAGAAAGAAGACUUUUAAAGUAUAUUUGUGUAUGACUAUAAUCAUUUAUGUUUUCGUAAUGUGUACAUACUUCUGGAUGUUCUUAUUUGAUUGGAUGGCACUGCCUUGAAGUAUUGAGCUAUUCACCCCUGCAUCACAUAGUGGUGUGUUCCUGUGUUCUGAUUGGUUCUGAUUCAGUCAGUUCACCACAAGCCAUAACAGAUUGUAAUGCCUCAUUUGCAGUGUGAUAGUUUCAGAAAUUGUUAUUACCCAUACAUACUAGAAGCUGACUUGGCAAGCAUGAAUUAUGCAAAUUGCAUGCUAAUAUUAUUUAAAAUAUACAUGACCAUCAGUUAGAAUCAGUUAUGAACGAAAUAAAAUGAUUGUAUUGUUUUCUUGAUGGAUAUGUAUGGAUUCUUCUAACACCCAAGAUACAUCAGUGUUUGCUUUGCUGAACUGAAAUGCAUCAGAGGGGAGGGUAUAUUUGUUACUUCAUUCUAGAAUUUUCUUAUCUUUUCUAAAAUUGCUUUUCUCAUCAGUGGAUGUUUGUUUUUGACUUGUCAAUAUCACAAUGUACAACAACCUAUUAGUGCUUUAGUGUUUAUGUUCAUUUCAAAUACAGAUCACUUUUUAUGCUCUU
Messenger RNA from Saccoglossus kowalevskii, 1684 nucleotides. RefSeq names its product transcription elongation factor A protein 1-like. Gene Ontology annotation, molecular function: zinc ion binding; nucleic acid binding. NCBI's taxonomy places the organism in Eukaryota, Metazoa, Hemichordata, Enteropneusta, Harrimaniidae. The record is from RefSeq and is a predicted model, not a curated record. Gene Ontology annotation, cellular component: nucleus. Gene Ontology annotation, biological process: transcription elongation by RNA polymerase II; DNA-templated transcription.